CGGCGUCACGUGAGGACAACCAAAACACGACAGGAAUCAAGAUGGCGGCCAAUCGGUCAAUGAGCGACGGUGGAGCCAACAACUUGGAUACAUAAUACAGGCUCAUCUACUCGAGCCAGGGCAUCAUGGCAGCUCAACCUCCGGUCCAGCGCAAGCCCGCUAAACAAGCAAAGAUUUUGCAGUCUCUCCGUAACAUCCAAACAGAGCAAACACUCAAAUUACAGCAGAAAUUUCAAUUUGAACAAGACCUCCUGGAAGAUAUUAGGGUAUAUGCAAAGCAAAGAUCGGCGAUUGAAAAAGAGUAUUCGCAGGCAUUGCAAAAGUUGGAUUCACAGUUCAUUCAAAAGAGGGAGUUCUCAGCUGAUGAAAUCACAGGAAAUGAAAGAUACAGGACCCCUCUUAGUGUGUGGAAGACUGUCCUGGAUGAGUCGGCAAGCGUUGGCAAACAUCGACUGGAGAUGGCAGAGGCAUUACUUACUCAAGUAGCAGAUAGCAUUAAGGCCUUUAAAACCAACAAGGCUCAAAUAUUCAAAAAGAACCAAGAACUGCUACAGAAAAUCCAUGAAGAAAUCUUCACAACUGUCAGGGAAAUGUCCAAGUCCAAAAAAGGCUAUAUGGAGAUGGAAAAGCUCGCCCAUGUGGCCCGCGAGCAAGCUGCGGAGGCAGAGGAUAAAUACAAAAAGAAAAAUGUAAAAUUCUUUCAAUCAAAAUCAACGCUUGAGAAAAAUGUUUCAAAGAGUUCAAAUCGCAAGGAAACAAGUGAGCGAAGAUCAACAAUGGCAAGGAAUGAGUACUUGCUUUGUUUAGCAGCGUCUAAUGCUCAUGCAAUGAGAUAUUACUGCACUGACCUUCAAGAAAUUAUGAAUAGUGUUUAUGGAGAUUUUUAUGAUAAAGUGAGGGAAUAUUUUAGUAUUAUAAGCAACCUUGGAGUGGAAGCCAGUACAAGUGAACACAAGGGGUAUGCCCAUGUUGGCUCAGAGGCGUCAAUGAUUGAUAAAAACUUCUGUGUGGAAACAUUUUUGUCCCACAAUAAAGUAUUGACAGAGGUGCUGCAUUAUGAGUAUGAUCCAUACAGAGGGGACAAGAUUAACACUAUUUUAACAAUUGACAAGUCAUCUGGCUUAGCGCUUAACAAAGAAGCUCGUAAACUAGCCUUAAGACUGGCAAGAGAGCAAAAGAACAUCAGAGACAAGCAAAAAGCAUUGUCUUCAAUGAACAGCUCUCAAGGGGACUUAACAGAUGGCCCAACAGAUACUGAUCAGCCAAGUGCAGAUGCCCUACGUGAGGAGAUAAGGCACUCAGAGGUGAUCAAGCUGAAGGCUGAAGCUUGCCUGGAACUUCUAAAACAAGCUGGAGUGAAUGUCGAUGAGUGGAUAAAGUCUGCAAACUCACUAUCACCCAAUGAUGCCUCAGAUAAAGCACUGAGUGGUUCGUCAUCAUCACUAACGGCAGACCUCACCCCUGAUGAUCAUGGCGGCUGGGAUGACGAAUGGGAUGUGGAUGACACUUUCACAGGAGACUAUGAGUCAGACGAGGACGUCCGGAGCUUGACCUCAGCGUCAUCUCAACUGGGCCUCUGUGUUGUAUUAUACAGCUUUGAGGCUACGACUGAAGACGAGCUGUCCAUCACGGAACACGAGGAACUGGAGUUGCUGGAGAUAGACGGGGAAGGCUGGUGCAAGGGCCGUAACAAAGCUGGCAAGGUGGGCUUUUUCCCCGAGGCCUAUGUGGAAAAGCGUACCAAGGAGAGAGAAGGCUCCAUUCACAGCAGUUCGGGGCAUAGCGUUUCAGGAAGUGUGACGGGUAGCAUUGGGGAGAGGUCCCCGGUGGGCACACCUGUAGCCUCACCCGUGGUAGCACCUGUUAUAUCACCUCUCGCGGCGGCACACAGGGCAUCUUCUGCCUCACUACCGGUUACCACAGCAGUCUCGCCUGUACCGGAACCUACAUAUUUAUGUAUGGUAAGAGCGCUAUACGACUACGAGGCAAUGAGCGACGAAGAGCUGUCAUUCAACGAGGGAGACACAAUCUACGUAACCAAACAAGAUGAUCAUGGAGUCGACGAUGGAUUCUGGGAGGGUUACAUAGACGGUCACAAGGGGGUGUUUCCUUCCCUUGUUGUGGAGGAGAUAGAGGGGUCUGCUUCACCUCCCCCCGUCACCAUACCCGUAGUGAGCCCUCCAUCUACCGGCCAAGAAGCUCAACCACCGGCAACAAACGCUGGCUGGCAGGGUAGAGGAGACUACGUUGAUCUCGCCGAUAGCUAUUCCACAAUUGGAAAAGCACCGUCGUUAUUACAGCCCGCUCGUAAGGCCCCACCACCUCCUAGGGACUCCCCCCUAUCUACAAGACGUUCGAUUUCUAGCACGGGGAGAGAAAGUACCAACAUGGGUAACAUGGACCGACAAAGGGCUCAAACAGAGAACCUUGCUACGAUGAGUAAGCCCGAGGGUCAGCGUAAAAAGCGCAGCUCUCUUUUUAGUAGUGACGAGUCUUUUGGGUGUGUGGCAGACCCCAGGACGGCAGACUAUGUAAACACUAGGAACUUACCCCAUCAGAAUGGACCACCUAGAGACAAACCAAACAAGCCAUCCUUACCCCCGCCCCCAACAACAACGUCUAGAAAGAAUUUUCAGUCUCACUCACAAGUUUGAAGAAAUGGUAUAUAGACUAGAUUUGAAUAGGUUUGUAUAAAUAGGUUUAGGAAAAAACAAUAAUUUUAUCUUAUAGAGGAGUUUUGAAUUUGGGUUAAUUUCUUGCAGGUUUAGUAAACAUUUGUUCACGCAAUAUAUGCCUACAAUUGCAUAAUAUAUUUACCGUUAGUUUCACACCUGAGAUAGAACACGAUGCCAGGCUCGUACUUAUUGCUUGCAUACUUUAUCUACUUAGACCCUUACAGGGUCAAUCUCUUUUCUGACCUUAUGUGAUAACAUUUGAUAUAUUAUUGGUGUGGUAAGUAAAGUUACGCCCAUAAGAACUGUCAAACCUCAUAACGAGUUGCAAAGCAAGGCAUCUCACAUGGCGUGUAUAUCCCGUUUUCCGGAAUAUGAUUAGGACACAUUAACGUUGUAACGUUCUCCCAGGGACCCAUAUAAUGUCCAACUUUGCUUGGACCUUACCUGGUUUGUCUUAAAAAAUGUCUAAGGUUGAUCGUGACGAGUUGCAGUUCUUAACGGCAGGCUUUUACUUUAUAAAGAAAAGAGGAUAUAUUUAAAAGCCUUUUAAUGUAAGGUUGGUAUGUAAAAUUGUACACCAAGACUUCAUUCUUCAUCCAUAUAGCUAAGAAAUGCGCGUGAGAGAACCAGUGGUGGUUUUAAAAGAUGAUAUAGAUGUUUUCUGUGUCAAAUCCAUAAUAUAACAUAAAUUCUUCCUCACUUCCCUAAGAGCAGAUGCGUCAUAUGGUUGUUGGUUAGCGAUAGAAACAACAAAUACUCAUGGAAAAAAAAUAUGUUUGAUCCCGACAUCGACUGAGGUCAUCGUAAACUGCGUUCUUAGACGUCAAUUUGCUCAGUCACUUUAUGAAAGUUUGUAGGCAGAUCUCUUUUAAAUUGCAACAAAACUUAUUUCACUCUUAGAAGAUUAAAAAUAAUAUUAAAAAACGUUUUUUUUAAAAUA
This is a messenger RNA of Nematostella vectensis (starlet sea anemone), 3615 nucleotides long. RefSeq names its product F-BAR and double SH3 domains protein 2. Gene Ontology annotation, molecular function: protein binding. Gene Ontology annotation, biological process: neuromuscular synaptic transmission; regulation of actin filament polymerization. The coding region runs from base 126 to 2654 and encodes 842 amino acids. The record is from RefSeq and is a predicted model, not a curated record. Lineage: Eukaryota; Metazoa; Cnidaria; Anthozoa; Actiniaria; Edwardsiidae. Gene Ontology annotation, cellular component: neuromuscular junction; recycling endosome. The transcript is spliced from 18 exons.